Molecule: messenger RNA, 1663 nt
Organism: Stereum hirsutum FP-91666 SS1
Lineage: Eukaryota; Fungi; Basidiomycota; Agaricomycetes; Russulales; Stereaceae
Product: polygalacturonase
Exons: 12
Coding region: 277-1365 (362 amino acids)
Biological process (GO): pectin catabolic process
Cellular component (GO): extracellular region
Molecular function (GO): polygalacturonase activity
Source: RefSeq, a predicted model, not a curated record
GUUGUUCUGUAUACCCCGCAGUUUCGUCUGAUGUUAACGUUCCUGGCGGCUUGAGUACAACAUCUUCCGGUUGUGAGGUCGGAUUCCUUCGACUUGCUCCGUUGAUCGCUCUAGUGGACAUCGCGACUUUCAUCUGACACAUGUGCUCAAGAUUUUGUCCAGGCUUUGCGCUGGUAUAAAGCUCGGUCGCAGUGUUCUCGUUUGCGACAUCAUUCAAUCCUCAUCCUUCCCUUUCCUUCAAUCUUUCACUCCUUUGUUUUCGCUUCAGUCGUCAGCAUGCACUCUCUCCGUGUGUUCGUUCAAACCGCCGCCAUGGCCGGCGUUGCAUUCUCUCUGCCCAGUGGCACCAGUACUGCCAAGCGGGCGACUUGCACAGUCAACAGCGUCGACACCGCUUCAGACUUGUCGGAUUGCUCUGCUGUCGUCAUCGAAGCUUUCACAGUGAGCUCAGGAAACACUGUUACUAUCUCAGCGGCCUCUGGCGCCACAAUCACGAUGAGCGGAGAUGUCACAUUCUCGAAAACCUCCUCUGAUGGCCCAUUAUUCACGAUUGAUACCGAUGAUGUAACCUUCAAUGGCAAUGGUUACACUGUCGAUGGGCAAGGUGCAGAGUACUGGGACGGUGAGGGCACCAACGGUGGCGUUGAUAAACCUCACCCGUUUAUUAAGAUCAAGGGAUCUGGCACCUUCUCCGACUUCACCGUCUUGAACUCACCUGCUCAGGCCGUCUCAGUCGGCACCGAUGGAACUACCACCAUCAAAGGUGUCACUAUCGAUAACUCCGAUGGUGACGUCGACGAACUCGGACAUAAUACGGAUGGGUUCGAUGUCUCUGCUGAGGACGUGACUAUCACAGGUUGCACAGUCAAGAAUCAAGACGAUUGCAUUGCUAUUAACGAUGGUGGCAGUAUCACCUUCUCCAACAACACCUGCUCUGGUGGACAUGGCAUCAGCAUUGGCUCAAUUAGCUCCGACAAGAGCGUUUCCGACGUGACGAUCACCGGCAACACGGUUACUAAUAGCAUGUACGGUACUAGAAUCAAGGUCAAAGCAGCCGCCACCGACGCUUCGGUCUCCGGUAUCACCUACUCCGGUAACACCAUCUCCGGUAUCAGCAAAUACGGUGUCCUGAUCUCUCAGUCUUACCCUGAUGACGUUGGCACCGUUGGUACUGGAGGACCCAUCUCUGAUGUCAACUUCACCGGUGAUACUACCAAAGUCACCGUCGACAGUGGCGCUGUUAACGUCGCUGUCAACUGUGGUGCUUGCUCAGGCACCUGGGACUGGAGCGCCCUUGAGGCCUCUGGAGGUGAUGAAGGCGACAUCGACUCGGAUGAUGCCACUAUCUCUGGUGGUACCUACUAAGUUAUUUACAUGAUCGCACGACACCUCUGGCUGUAGCGCUCGCCAAACCUUCCUCGGUAUUCUCUCUUACCACGCCCCGCUUUCGUCGUGAAAUCUCUUUAGCUCGGUUGACUCCUAGCAUUACUACCUUCUUUUGCACUCCUACGCUCUUUACUGUUUGACACAGUCGCUCGACGCAAAGAGCUCGAGCUGGCUGUACGCUCCCUUCUACGACGACUUUCGCCUGCAUUUUCUGUUAUUUUAUUUACCAUCAGGUCGGAAACUUCGAGAUACUGAGGGGAGUUCCAAAUGAAUAAAU